AUGUCUGAAAAAUCGUUUGAAACUGCAAUUAAACGAUUAUUACAAAGGUUUACGGAUUUGCCAAUUUCUCGACCAUCAAAUUUAGUCGAUAAUGUCACAAUGGCACAGUUUAAAGUAAGUUUUUUCUCACCCAAUACAUUUUUUCAUAAAAAUCAAAUUUUAGGAGCUUGCCAUCAAAGAUACAACAAGUUAUAUGAAUGUGUUAACUGAAGUUGAAGAAUAUGUCAACGAAUACAAAUCAAUUCUUCAAAUGGAAAAAGAACUGAAGGCUAGAAAAGCGAAAUUCUUCGAAAAAACGCAAGAAGUUGAGAAAUCUUUGGAUAAUUUCGAAAAAUCGGCUACAGAGGUGAAGGAAAAGCUGGAAAAACACGAUUAUAUGUUUCUCAAGGAGAAUAUAGUGAAAGAUGAGGAGAAAAUUCCAGUUUCAGCCAAAAAACCGGCGGCAAUGUUUGUAGAGCCCACUUAUUCAACUAGACCUAUCCGGAAUAUAGAAAAAGAAGAGGAGAAGAAAGAAAAUCAGAAUCAGAAAAUGAUGACAGCAUUAGAUCAAUCGAUAUUAACAUCAAGUAAGGGUUUUCGGAAGAAAAUACCAUUUUUUAAUUUCAAAUUUUCAGAUGACAUAGCUAUUGAUGAAAAAUCAGUGGCGCGUCGUCUUCAAUUCGACGACGAAGAUGACGAUGAUGAUGAAAUCGCCAAACCAACACCGAAAAAACUCAAGGAAUCGCUAAAUUUUCAAGAAUCUCCCGUUUUUACAUCGAAAUAUGCUCAAAACUUGAAAAAAUGA
Messenger RNA from Caenorhabditis angaria, 784 nucleotides. The record is from the annotation of a GenBank genome assembly. Lineage: Eukaryota; Metazoa; Nematoda; Chromadorea; Rhabditida; Rhabditidae.